AUGACGAGAACGGAGGGAGGAAGACCGCACGCUCAUCUUCAUCUUGGUCUUUACCGUCUUCGUCUUGGUCUUCAUUGUCUUCGCUGUCAUCGGCCACAUCGCUUUCAUCUUCUUCGUCGUCUACCUCGGGGAAGAAAGCACGCUCCUCUUCGACGAGCCAAUUCAUCGAAAGGUAGCACCUUUUUCUCCGACAAGAUCGAGAUUGAGAUCGAGGUGGAGAUCGAAAUUCUAGGAGAAACUCAAAAGAAUGAAAAAGAAAAGAUACCACACUUUACAAUGUACUGGUAUGACAUAGUGAGCGGCCCCAACCCAUUCGGUGCCGAUGUAGCCCGAGCUCCGAUCACCAACACCUCUACCACCUUAUUCGGCCUCGUCCGCAUCAUCGACAACCCUCUUACCAAAGGCCCAACCAUGUCCUCCGACCUCGUCGGCCGUGCUCAGGGCUUUUAUGCUUCCACUUCUUUGGAGUAUGUUGGGCUCAUGAUGGUCAUGAACUUUGCUUUCACUUCUGGUAAGUAUAAUGGCAGCACUGUCACCAUUCUUAGCAGGAAUGAGGUCUCAGCUGACGUCCGUGAGAUGUCGGUCAUCGGCGGCAGUGGCCUUUUCCGGUGGUCUCAGGGUUAUGCUCAGGCCAGGACUAGCAUGGCUAAUAUGACUACUGGUGAUGUUGUUGUCAAGUAUGAUGUGCAUGUAAUGCAUUAUUAAUUUACUUCAUUUUAAUAAUUUCAUCUUAAU
Dioscorea cayenensis subsp. rotundata (Guinea yam) is the source of this 735-nucleotide messenger RNA. Its product is annotated as dirigent protein 22-like. Bases 1 to 705 code for a protein of 234 amino acids. The record is from RefSeq and is a predicted model, not a curated record. The transcript has 2 exons. Lineage: Eukaryota; Viridiplantae; Streptophyta; Magnoliopsida; Dioscoreales; Dioscoreaceae.